AUGACUGUUAUGGGAUCAUUACCCGAAGGCGACAUGGCUCCGACCAUCGACUCGGCGCUGGGGACGGCGGACAUGGCCAACGAGCAGCGCGGCCUCCUCGAGCUCAUCGACAAGCUACAGUUCGCCCAGCUGGACAAUGUCAAACUGCCCCAAAUCGUCGUAGUUGGCGAUCAAUCAGCAGGCAAGAGCUCCGUGCUCGAAGCCAUCACUGGCACCCCAUUUCCUCGCGAUGCUGGCGCCUGCACACGCUUCGCGACCGAGAUUCGUCUCAGGAGAUCUAACGAGGCCACCCUCAAUGUCUCCAUCAUUCCCGACAAGAACAGGCCUUUUAGAGAGCAGGAGCGACUGAAGCAGUUCGGCGGCGCCGUUGACACCGAUAUGUCGUUUGAAUCGUUGAUGAGAUCGGCUGUGGAAUUGAUUGCGCCCAAGAACAUCCCCGGCAGGUUUGCCGCCCGUGACAUUCUUGUCGUCGAGAAGCGCGGCCCGGAUAUGCCACUACUCACCCUCGUUGAUCUUCCGGGAUUGGUCAAGAACGCCAACAACGAUCAAUCAAUGGACGAUAUCAAGACUAUUGAAUCCCUGUGUGAUCGCUAUAUGAAGAGCUCGCGCACCAUCAUCCUCGCCGUCGUUGGUGGCAACACCGAUUACGUGCAGGCGCCCAUUCUCACGAAGGCACGCCACUUCGACCCCUCCGGCAGCCGAACGAUCGGAGUCCUCACGAAGCCCGAUCUUUGCGAGUCCAUCGGCCUGGAGGACAAGUUCAUCGAGCUCGUCCAGAACAGGGACAAGCAAAACUACUUCAAGCUCGGCUGGUACGUUCUCCUCAACCCUGGCCCACGAGACCAGGGUCAGCCGUGGCCAUCAGCUCGUGAGCGCAGACAGCGCGAAGAAGAAUUCUUUGGCCGUGGAAAAUGGCGCGCCUUGCCCGGAACGAUGUGCGGUGCCAACGCAUUAAAGCAAAAGCUUUCCGUCCAACUUCAACGGCAUAUUGGUCGUCACGUCAAGACGCUGCGCAAACAAAUCCAGAAGGCCCUUGAUGACUGCGACUCGGAGCUAAAGUCCAUGGGAACAGGCAAAGACACAGUCGAAGAAAUGCGCAUCGAACUCGUCGAGCUCUUUUCUUCAUCCAAGGAAUUGGUCAUCCCCGCCGUGUACGGUUUCUACAAGAACCCCCCACGCAAGAACUUUUUCCGCGCAACCGCCGAUCCUCGCGGCACGCCAGCCCAAAACUUGCGCGCGCGCGCCAUUGAGGAGAAUGAAAAGUUUUCGCAGCGCAUCCGCCAGAAUGGACGUAAGUUCGGCUUUGCUUCAUCCACCGACCCGCGGUCUCCGGAAGGCGUAGCCAUCACCGACAGUGGCAAGCGCGAGUUCGUCGCCAAGGAAGUCGAGAUGCUUCUUCGCCAGAUCAGAGGUUCAGAAUUUCCCAUGGACCCCAAGCCACGGGCUGUCUACAUGCUCUUCCAGAGCUAUUCUGAGAACUGGCCCAGGUUGGCGCAAGAGCACAAAGACAACCUGGGUGUGGUGUGUAACGAGUUCCUCGCCGAAGUUAUUGAUUUCGCCUGGCCCCAGCGCAUGCGCGAGCCGCUUCGGUACCAGUUUCUCGAUCCGCAGAUCAAGAAGCUCAUGGCAGACGCGCAGGAGGAGCUCGAAAGGCUAACCCAAGAUAUGAACCUUGAGAUCCAGCCGUACGACCCAGAGUAUGAGGAGCGUCUGCGCAAGUGGCACCUUGAAGUUACCAAAGAAGGCGGCACGUACACCGAAGCCCAAGAGGUCUGCGAAAAGAUGUUGAUCUUCUACGAACUUGCGGCCAAGACAUUUAUCCGGAACACCAUCACCCAGGUCGUGGAGCGGCACUUGCUGCAAGGCAUGUACGGCAUCUUCAACUCUGUUGAGAUUCUGGGCAUGCAGAACGAGACUGUCGAGGCGAUUGCGGCUGAGAACAAGGAGACUAGAGAUCGCAGGAUGACACUGAAGAAGCAAAAGGUGGCGAUUGAGGAGGCCCGUGAUAUCUGCGCCAACCUCGCAAUGAGGAAAGAAUUGAGGAUGUAUGCCGAUGAAGACCGCGAUCUAGAGGAAAACACCUCGGACGAAGACGAGGAGAAGCCUCGUCAGACAACACGUAAACCGGUCAACAAUUCCGCUCCCGCUCCGGCGCCUACUCCGGCACCAAGCGCGCCAGCCCACCGCCCAACCCGUUCUCGCGAUGAACGCGAGCGGCCCUCCGCAACACCCCAGCCCGAGACUCCGACCAACGGGAACUACACAUACGCAGGGCACCCCACCCCCAUGCAAACCCAACGACAGGAGCCGGUCCGCACCAACAUCAAUGCCUCUGAGUGGGAUGAAGACUACUACCGUGCUCCCGCGCAAGGGCCGCCGGCGCAGGCGCCUCCCCCACCACCUCCCAGGCCCCAGAAGUUGAGACCUGAGGAGGCGGCGACUCCUGAGUCGGGCUCCUAUGUCCAGCGUUCCUCCAGCUCGGCAAGUGAGCAACAGAAUGGGUAUGGAGGAUACGGACACGAGCAGGAAUAUGCGCCUAGCUCUGGUAGACGGGUUACUGCGAAGAAGCUGUUUGGUAGGAGUUAA
Molecule: messenger RNA, 2586 nt
Organism: Colletotrichum truncatum
Lineage: Eukaryota; Fungi; Ascomycota; Sordariomycetes; Glomerellales; Glomerellaceae
Source: RefSeq, a predicted model, not a curated record